AUGAAGGAGUUCUUGCAAUCCCGCAUCACGUUCGAGGAUGUGAUUGCCAACACCCUGUCCGACUGGCUCACAUGGGUUGCAUUGGUCUCCGCUGUCAGUGCGGCAGUUGUAGCCAUUCGUCUGGAAAUUCUGGCAGCCAAGUGGAUGCAGAAGCGACAAAGCGCACAGCUGGGUGCGCCAACGGAGGAGGCUGCGCAGGACCCCUUCGAGGACGGUGCCAAGCAGCUGGUGAGCCUAGCCUUUGCGAAGAACGCGUGGCUCCUCAGGCUGUGGAGGUGGCUCGAAGUCUUAGUGGCCGUUUUGUGGCUGGGGUUCGCGAACUUGCUGGUUCGCUGGAUCUGGUGGCUGCCGGUGGUCCUCCUCUGCUACGUCGGCCCGGCAGCCAGGCACUACGGAGUCGGGAGUCUGCUCCAAGCCCCCGCGAAGGCCAUCAUGACCAGGGACACAGCCUCGCAGGUGGCCGGCUUCCUGCGCACUCUGAUCUUGACGUGUCUUUGUGGCGGAGUAUACUUCUCGGCAUUUGGCGACGCGUACUUGUUUUCCAUACAUUCCACGGUGGGCGCCUCCGAUUCCAUGCUGCUGAAUCCUGCCCUUGUGGACUGGUCGCAGCAAAAGUUCAAUGCGUGGGAUGGCAGAUGGCUGCGUCAGCACUGGCUGUUCCAGUGGGCCCCUGAAGGUGUUUCAGCAAUUGGUCUUUUUGAUCUGGCUCGGCACUCGUAUUUGGGCCUUCUGGGCUUCUACUUGCUCUGUCUGCUCUGCGCAGUCCUGUGCUCCUGCGUGCCCAGCUUGCGAGCGCGGAUUCGAAAGCGCAGAGUUCCUGAGGACGUGAAGCGCUGGGCCGUAAAAGAGUUGCUUCGGAGCACUCGCCCCCAAGAUUUCUGCACGGUGCACAAGAGUCUCAGGCCGGUGGUCGGUUUCUCGUGGCCUUGGCGGGCCGGGCUGUGGCAGGGCUUGGCCUUGCUGGUGCUGGAUGUUGGGCUUGACAUCAACACCAUCUUCACCUUGCUGGUCACGAAGCACCACCUCUUCGCUGCGGUGAUGAGCUUCCUGGUGGCUCGCAGUGUGCUGAAGCAGCUGUCUGCCCUCCCUCCUUGGCGUCUCCGCGAGGCGAUCAAGGACUCCUUGCGCACAGGCCUCAUGCGGAAGGACCUCUUGGACUUCAUCGAGGAGGAGCAACGCUCGGAGGCAUUUUUCUGCGGGUGCAUCACCGCCUACUCGCUUCUCUACUCAGCCCAGACGGCUGAUCAACUGCUUGUGCAGUUCUUGAGCGUCCUCCUGAGCACGUGGCUUUUUGCAGGCUAUGCUGUGCGAAUUUGUGACCUGGAGUUCAAGCUUGCGCCCGAUGACAUCCCUGCCAGUGAAAAAGCACCCAAAGCCGACACCGUGGGCGUCCGCAUCGAUGCAAUCGAAGAGGACUCCGCAGCACCGCAGCACGCUCGGGCCAAAGACGCUCCUUCCGAGAAUUUGCAUGAGGAGCUUCCCGGAGCCCCGGAGCCGAACCUCAUGGGCUCAGAAUCCGUAGAGGAGCCUCCGGCCAUCUCCACGGACAUGUUGGACGUUGGGAUUUUGGUGAUUGACAGCGCCGAAGCCGUCGACACAAAGGAGGAAGCAUGGCAAGGUGCGCCUUGUUCGCCAGGACCUUCAAAUGAGGUCUGCGUCUCUGAAGUUGCCAUUGACCAUCGCGGAGGACCGUCCUGCUCCUGCAUGGAGCAGCGAGGAGAGCUCGAAUCCUGUCGACCUUGA
Molecule: messenger RNA, 1743 nt
Organism: Symbiodinium natans
Lineage: Eukaryota; Dinophyceae; Suessiales; Symbiodiniaceae
Source: the annotation of a GenBank genome assembly